Molecule: messenger RNA, 2569 nt
Organism: Styela clava
Lineage: Eukaryota; Metazoa; Chordata; Ascidiacea; Stolidobranchia; Styelidae
Biological process (GO): developmental process; regulation of transcription by RNA polymerase II
Molecular function (GO): RNA polymerase II transcription regulatory region sequence-specific DNA binding; DNA-binding transcription factor activity, RNA polymerase II-specific; protein dimerization activity
Source: RefSeq, a predicted model, not a curated record
AAUUUGAUUUCUAUGAGUUGGUUUCAGGCUUUGAAGGUCAGGCAAAUAACGAAUCAUGACAGUCGGUGCAAAUGGCACGCGACAAGCACGAGCGCAUAGAAAUUAACCAACGUGACAGCAAAUUAAAUGUGUCUCUUAGUGAAUCGUAUUUUAGUUAAUUUAUCAUUUUAAAAACUGUAUAUUCGUUUCUAGACGUAGAUUGGUAUCUAAAAAUAUUUCAAGUAACCGUAAUCAAAGAAAUGCUGACAUCUACAGAAGAAUUGCGCAGAGCGGAAGCAAAGCGAAAUGACAACAACAAUUGCAACUUUGAAGAUUCUGAAUCAAUGACUUGGUCGGUGAACCCACAUUGCACAGAAGACGACACUGUAUUCACUCAUAUGAGCAAUCAUUCACAAAAAAACGACGGCUUAGCAAGAGGUCGUAGAAUCAAUUCAGCACCUCAACCGGCAUUGACUGAUACCGGAAAUGAGAAACGCAAAGGGAAACGACCUCGGAAUAUAUCGGAUGAUGCUGCGGAGACUGCCCCCGCAAAGACCGCCAAAACCUCGAUUCCCCCUCGAGGACAUUUACCAGCCGCUUUCAAGAACCCAGCAAGCGUCGCAAAACGCAACGCUCGCGAAAGGAGGCGAAUCAAAAAUGUGAAUUUAGCUUUUGACGAACUUCGUGAACAUGUGCCAUCCGGUGAACAAAAUAAGAAGAAAAUCAGCAAGGUUGAUACUCUACAGUCAGCUAUCAUAUAUAUCAAAACGCUGGAACGGCUAGUGAUGCAAAGAAGAAAACAAGAGAAAAAGGAAGAAACAGAAAACUUGGAAUCAGGCCUCGAUUCAGAGAAUGCAACAACUUCAACUGAAAUUUCAGUAAUUAGCGACAAUAUCAAUGUUUGCGACGAAACUACUUCUAGUAUAAACAAUGAUUCGAGUUCCGUGCUUGAUGAUCUUGAUGAUGCUGCAUCGACUUACUUACCCACAAGUCAACAGACGGAUGACAUUGUAACUAACGUCGAUUUCGACGACAGUGGAUAUUCCGACGGUUCACCGGGUAGUCAUUAUGAGAAAGGUAUUCACAUUCAUCAAGCAUAUGAAUCUGUGCCAUUCCAUCAGUCCGAUACCGAUUCAUCAUUGAGAGAAGUAACUGCCUACGAUAUUGAAAAGUUUUUGGACAACUCGAUGCCUGCAACUGAAAAUCAAUCAACCUUUCAACAAAUUAGUCCUCCCAUUUGCAUGAGUACUGCAAGUUUCGAAUAUCCAAGUUCGCUACCAGUAGUCAAUGGAUGGCAAGAAUAUCCUGACACCUCUAUGAUGUCUGGCCAUCACCAAUUCAAUCAUCUACCCCUAGCUUCGACUCCGAGAAAUGCAAACGAAGUAGCUGCGUUUGUUUUUCCCACUCCUAAUUCAAAUGCUCAGGUAACGACAUCACAACAACACAACAACAUUGCUAAUGUUUCUGCCAUACGUCAAAAUAUAUAUGAAACAGCAACCACGUUCGAAGGAUAUAGAUUCGGAGGUACCUACGCUUGAAGGAGCUGUCACAAUUGGCAGAAUUCAAGAAGACUACAUUGCAUCAAUUAGGAGCGAUUCCGUGGAACAAACUCCACGAAAAGUGGAUCAGAUAUCAGAAGAAUGCAAACCAAACAUUGAAUCAAAACAAUUCAAUCAUAUGCUGCCAAACUUUAUUACCAGUCUUUUAUAAAAAUAUCAUAUCGCACCAAAUUUUUUUUACACUGCCAACAAUUCUGUGAAUUUAAAUAAUAUUUUCUGAAAUCUAUUUUGUUCCUUACAAUGCACUUUUGAGAAAUUUAAAGUACUUUCAGCCAAUGAAUUCGCAAUCAUUUCUUUCAAUGCAAUUAUUUAUAAACAAAGUUUUAUGUCAAAACGUGCCUUAAAUUUUCGUACUACAACAAAUACCAGACAAAAAUUUAUUUUUACCAAGUCCAAAGUAAAAUCGCUUUUAAAUAAUCAUAUAUGCUUUUUUAUUGAAUUUACUCGGGCGACAGUAACGAAGAAUAAUAUAUUUAUGUCUGGGAGGGCGAAACAAAAUGGCGUAAAAAGCUGUAAUGUUUAUUAACAACAAGUGAACUAUAUUUUUGAACAACCAAAACUAAGUGUUUUAUAUUCUUUUAAUAUGAAAAACAAGAGUUUGCUUGAACACAUUCUUAUCGAAUGGCUUAUACUUUCUAUGUAAUUUAGACAGACAAUUUAGGAUCAGCCAAUCGAGAGUUUCAUACUCGCCUAUUAUGAUUCCGAAAUUCUCGUCCUAUACACUAAGACUAAGCGAUCCUAGAAUAGAGGUUUCCAUCAAUGCUAUAAUAUUUAAUUAUCUUACAGAAAUUAUGAUGCCGAUCUUGUUAAAAAACGUAUAUAUUUCUGAGGAAAUAAUAAAAAUAUCUUAUAAACGCCCGUGGCAACGUUCUUGGCAAUGAAAAUCAUAUCGGCAAUGUCACGUGUUUCGUAUGCGAAAUGUUGCACGUGAUAUACUUAAAAAUCGAUGUAGAUACGUCGUCCCGGAUCUAUUUUGUCAAAAUAAUUAUUAUACAAAAACGAACUCCACAAGUGAAUAUUAUUUUAUGAUA